Trichoderma virens Gv29-8 is the source of this 1614-nucleotide messenger RNA. RefSeq lists its product as uncharacterized. Bases 1 to 1614 code for a protein of 537 amino acids. The record is from RefSeq and is a predicted model, not a curated record. Gene Ontology annotation, biological process: proteolysis. NCBI's taxonomy places the organism in Eukaryota, Fungi, Ascomycota, Sordariomycetes, Hypocreales, Hypocreaceae. Gene Ontology annotation, molecular function: dipeptidyl-peptidase activity; serine-type exopeptidase activity. The transcript is spliced from 2 exons.
AUGCACGCUGUCAAUCUUCAUGCCAAACCCGAUCCUGAGCAGCGCGUCUCGGCCAAGCGGUACGAGGACAAAUACCCAAACAUCAAGGCCUACAACUUCUCGGUUCCGAUCGAUCAUUUCCACAACGAGUCGAGAUACGAGCCGCAUUCGAGUGAUUCAUUUCCGCUACAAUAUUGGCUCGACACGUCCAACUAUAAGCCUGGAGGCCCCGUCAUUGUCCUCCACUCCGGCGAGUUUGACAGCGUUGAGCGACUACCUUAUCUUCAGCAUGGGAUUGUGCCUAUCCUGACAAAGGCAACCGGGGGAGUUGGGCUCAUCAUGGAGCAUCGAUACUACGGCAACAGCUUCCCCGUCCCCGACCUGACGACCGAGAACUUGCGCUUUCUCACAACGGAACAGGCCCUCGCGGAUACUGCCUACUUUGCGAAGCACAUUGAGUUCCCUGGUCUGGAGCACCUGGACCUGACAGCACCUGGAACUCCAUGGAUCAUCUACGGCGGCUCUUAUGCUGGCGCCUUUGCUGCCUUUACUCGCAAACUGUAUCCAGAUGUCUACUGGGGCGGCAUUUCAUCGUCUGGUGUGACGGCUGCCGUUGAAGACCUUUGGCAGUAUUUUGAAGCCGCGCGACAGUAUGCUCCAGGCGACUGCGGACCCACGACGCAGAAGAUUACUCAUGUUGUCGAUUCCGUCCUCUUUGGUGACGACAGGGCCAAGGUGCGCAGAUUCAAGGAAAUGUUUGGUCUAGGGGAUCUCGACGACGACGAGUUUGCUACCACCAUCAUCCGCGGGCUCUACGGAUUGCAGUCUACCAACUGGGACCCGGAAGAGGAUGUCUCUUCUCUCGGAAUUUAUUGCGCAGUCAUCACCUCCAAUGUUCAGCUGUUUGCCAGCACGACCCACCUCAUCCCAACUGUGCAAAACCUCGUCACUCAAGCUGGCUUUGAAUCCCAAGCUGAAGACUUUUCUGUUCGCAUGCUCAACUACAUUGGUUAUGUCAGAGACUUCGUCAAACGCGAUCUCAAGUCGGCCUGCAAGGGCAAAUCCGUCGUGGAAUGUUUCUCUUCCCGGUAUGCCUCUAAUGAUUCUAGCCUUGCAGCUGGAUGGUUGCGCAGCUGGAGCUACCAGGUUUGCACGCAAUGGGGGUAUUUUGUGACUGGUUCAGGUACGCCGAAAGGCCAGCUUCCCAUGAUUUCUCGAGCCAUUACCCUUGAAUCGGCCUCGUCGCAUUGCGAGAGACUCUUCAACAUCACCACUUCUCCAGACGUUGAGUCCAUCAACAAGUUAGGAGGCUUCAACUUCAGCUACCCUCGCCUGGCGAUUUUAGACGGAUUGCAGGACCCAUGGCGAUCUGCGACGCCACAUGCCACUGGCCUUCCCGACCGAAAGUCGACUACCAGCGAGCCGUUUAUGCUUAUCGACUGGGGUGUGCACCACUGGGACGAGUUUGGCCUGCCUGAGGAUAAGCAUAUCCCAGGUCUGCCGCCGCCCCAAGUUGCGCAAGCACACGAAACGGAGAUUGAGUUUGUCAAGGCGUGGCUGAAAGAGUGGGAGGAAGAAAACGGAAGCUCCAGCCGGCAAUCAGACCAGGAAGACGAGGUGAUGGAGGAAUUAUAA